This is a messenger RNA of Ostertagia ostertagi, 492 nucleotides long. NCBI's taxonomy places the organism in Eukaryota, Metazoa, Nematoda, Chromadorea, Rhabditida, Trichostrongylidae. The record is from the annotation of a GenBank genome assembly.
AUGAACCAUGUUGACGUGGACCAGUUGCUCGAGGACUAUGCCUGGGCGCAUUUCAAGGAUAUUCAGUCACUUCGACGGACCCGUCUAGACGACUUCAAAUCCCUUGAACGUGACGACUGCGAGUUCAUUAUUAAUCGAAGGAAUCUCAUGUGGAUCAAUGAAGACCCACAGUAUACGGAAUUCAUACCGGUCGGAGCAAAACCGUACACUCUGUUCAAAUCCAUCUACACGAAUAACACUAACAGACCUCAGGAGUACUCAUUUAAAACGGAACGAACGACCGAGUCACUUUGUUCGAUUAGUCGAGAGCAGGGCUAUUCGAUGGGAGCCGAAGCUGAGCUGACCCUGAAGACUCCAUGUGAGUUCUCCUUUGGUGAGGCUGACACGAAUUCUCCGUUACUACUAAUCCAAUCAGCGCCACGUAAUUCCAAUUCACGCUAUGUUGCUAAGCGUUACAAAUGUUCGUAUCUUAUUGGAUGUGGGGGACUUUGA